GGAGCUACAGCUACAGCAGCGCCAGCGCCAACAGCUACAGCAGUGCCAGCAGCUGUAGCAGUGCCAGCUGUAGCGCCAGCAGCAGCUCCAGCAUGGCGGACGAGACGGCCUACGACCUCCCCGUCAGGGACAUCGGCCUCAGUGCCAGCGACGGCGCCCCCAUCACCACCGCUCAGCCAGGCUGGGACGUGCGUGAGCGCCAGGCGGUGUCACGUGUGAGCCGGGCCGAGCUGGAGGACCGCUUCCUGCGUCAGCACGAGGAGCACCGCCUCCUGAAGCAGCACGCACGGAGCCAGGAGGACAAGAUCAAGCGGAUGGCGACCAAGCUGAUGCGUCUGCUGAGUGACCGAAAAAACCACGAGGGAACCGCCGACCUCGCCAACGUCGCCGGCGGUGGCGCCGGUGUCCGGCCACGCUCGGGCCGCGACAUCGAGAUGGAGGAGAUGCUGGAGGACUCUCAGGCCAAGGUGCGUGAGCUCGAGCGCCACAACGAGGGCCUCAGGCAGCGGCUGUCCGCCGCCCGGCAGCAGCUGCUGGCGCAGGGCCGCCGGGCGUCGCCCUUCGGCCGCGUGGCGCCGCGCGUCGACUCGGGCCUGCGCCGCACCGAGGGCCGCUUGCCCCUCGACGAAAAGCUACGCGGAGGGAUGCGCCUGCAGGAGCCGGACGUGGCGGUGCGGGCUACGCAGACGGGGCUGCCACGCUACGGGCACAGCCUUCUGGAGGAGGCCCGGGCGGAGAUACGCAAUCUGGAGAACAUCGUGGAGACUCAGCAGGCGGAGCUGCGGGAGGCUCUCCAGGCCCACGGCGGGCUCCAGGCCCAGCUGAGGGCACGCGAGGCCGAGGUCGGGGAGGCGACGCUGCGCCUCCGGGAGCAGCAGUCGUCGGGACAACGGAGCUCUAUACGAGAGAGCGUAGGUCUCAUCCGCCUGCAGAAGGAGCUUGCAGACAAGGGAGUGGCGCUCGCCGCCAUCGAGGGGAAGUUCGGAGAGCUACAGGAGCGGUCUCGGCGUCUGCACGAGAGCCAGGAGGCUCUGCUGGUUCAGCUGGAGUCGUCGCACGGCGAGCUGCAGCAGGAGAAGGCGCGCUGCCUCGCCCUGCAGCGCCAGCUGAGCACCAGCAACGCACAACAGCGGGACGCCGUGCAGCUGAGGGAGCAAAUCCGAGACCUGGAGCAGGAGCGGGACCUGUUGAAGCAAAACUACGACUCCCUGUUCACCACCGCCCUGGGCACAGACGGGGACAGUGAGCGCCGGGCGUCGGAGCAGAGGCUCCGCCUGCAGGUGGCCCAGCUGGAGGCCGCCCUGCAGGCCGACCUGGCCGACAAGAACCGCAUCGUCGACUUGCUGGACGCCGAGAGAGGGCAGAGCGAGGCGCUGCGCCAGGAGGUGCGGGAGCUGCGAGCGAACUUCCUGGAGCAGAAGGCCCUGGCCGAGGAGCUGGCGGAGAGGCUGAGCUACUUCACCAAGGAGAGCGAGGCGAACCUGGAGGAGAUCGGAGAGGCGUUGCUGCUCAUAAAGGAGCGCCGGAGGCACCGGCGAGAGGCGGGCGACGGCCCGGCGAGCCCCGCCGGGGUGGUGGAGCGGGAGGAGGUGGAGCGCCGUCUGCGGGAGCUGCAGGUGGAGCACGCCGAUGUCGUGCAGGAGCUGGAGAAGACGCGCGGCAUGCUGCUCAUGCAGCACCGCAUCAACCGCGACUACCAGGUGGAGCUGGAGGCGGUGGCACAGCAGGUGGAGGGCGCCCGCCGGGAGGCUGACGAGCGGCAGCGGCGCCACGCGGACGCCCUGGGGACACGGGACACACAGCUACACCGGCUACGUGCCCAACUGAAGCACAUCGCCUAUGGCACCCAGCGCUACACGCUGGCGCAGCGCGGUGACGACGCCGACGCCGACGACGCCGCCGGCGACGCCGACGCCGACUCCGCCGACUCCGCCGACGACGACGGCGAGCUGGCGACGACGCUGGAGCUGCGGCGAGGCGACAGCGUGCUGGAGAUCCACGUGGCGAGCGCCGCACUCGACCCGGCCGUUCUGGCUAAGCUCCUCGCGCCGCAUGGGCACGGCACCGCCGCCGCCGCCGCCGCCGCCGGCACCGCCGCCGGCACCGCCGCCGGCGCCGCCGCCGGUGCCGCCGGCGAGGCGGUGGUGCUGGAGGACGUGAGGACGCUGUGCACGCUGGACUUCUACGACUUUGAGACGCGGAGCACCAGGGUGGCGCAGGGCCUGCGGCCGGUGUACCGCGAUACGGCACGCUUCUGCGUGAGCCCCGGCGCCGACGCCGCUCUGCUGGAGGAGCUGCGCGGCCACCACCACCACCACCACCACCGGGCCACCGCCACCGGCACCGGCGUCGUCGGCGGCGCCGGCGGUGCGGCGCUGCGGCUGCACUUGGUGGAGGGCUCUCGCCACCGCACGCUGGCGGCUUGCACCCUGCCGCUGGGCGCGGCGCUCACAGGAGCCGCACGGGGCUACGGCACAGCAACCCUGCUCAGCGUGGACGGCGAGGCGCUCCCUCUGGGCUCGCUGGAGUUCUGGGUGCGUCUCCGCGUGCCUGUGGAGCCCUGCCUGCAGCUGUACGCACAGCGGGUACAGGCCCUGGGCGGCCUGCAACAGGGCCCGGGAGCCGCUCACUUAGACCACACGUGGCAGGCAAGGCAGAUCUGCACCGGCGCUCCCACCACCACCACCACCACCACCGUGGCCACGGCCACCGUGCCGGGCCCCUCCGUGUCCGAGCUGCAGAUCGCCGUGCUGGGCUGCGACGGCCUCGGGGCCCGGCCGGCCCGGCCCGGCCGCCGUGUCCGGCGGGGCCCGCCGGCGCCGUACGUGGCCUACCGCUUCUACGACUUCCCCGACCGGGCCACGGCCACGGCCCCGGUGGGCGAGCGCCGGCCACGCUUCCCGGCGGGCGACGCGGCGCUCUACCCGCUGGGCGUGCCGUGCACGCGGCUGCACCAGUUCCUGCGGCGGGAGGCGCUGGCGCUGUACGUGCUGGACGACUGUGGUGGCGGCGGUGGCGGUGGUGGUGGUGGUGGUGGUGACGGUGUGGCGGAGGAGGAGGAGGAGGAGGAGGAGGGAGACGCGGUGCUGCUGGGGAAGGCGAUGGUGCCGCUGCUGCCGCUCGCGCACGGCAGGGACAUCUGUGGCUCCUUCGAGCUGUACACCCCCGAGGGGCAGCUGAACGGCACCGUGGAGGUGGCGCUCCGCUGGCGCCUGCCGUACCGACCCCCCCACGGCACCGCCGCCGACCCGGCCACAGCCACAGCCACAGCCACCGCCGCCGGCACCGCCGCCGGCACCGCCGCCACCACCGCUGGUCCACGAUCUCGGACGACGGGCGCCGCCGGGCCGGAGAAGGAGGCGCCCCGGCCCGGUGCUGCCCUGAAGCCUGAGCUCGCCUCGGCCCGCGAAGACGCUGCCGGUGCCGGUGGCAGUGGCGGUGGCGGUGGUGGAGGCGGUGGUGGAGGCGGUGGUGGAGGCGGCGGAGGCAGUGGUGGAGACGCUCCAACGCCUCUCCCUGUUCCAAAACCCAGGGGCGGCAAGCGAGCUGACCGGGGGAAGGGGUCACCGGUGGAGGGGAUCACCGAGCCCGUCCGCAAGUCAGUCACCUUCGCCGACAGCACGGGCGAGACUUUGCCGACCGCGCCGCCGGUGCCAGCACCGGGAGCCGGCGUCGUCCUCCCCACGUUGGCCGGCCCGGCAAAGUCUGCUGAGGUCACAGCAGAGGCAGAGGGCGACUCUGAGAUAGAGGAGGAGGUGGAGGAGGAGGUGGAGGAGGAGGUGGAGGCGGGUGCUGAUGAUGACCGUGAGUUGGUGCUAUCCAGCGGAGAGGCCGUCUUCCCUGGCUCAGACGACGAGGAGGAGGGUGAGGAGGAGGGUGAGGAGGAGGGUGAGGAGGAGGGUGAGGAGGAGGGUGAGGAGGAGGGUGAGGAGUCGCUGCUGACGGACAGCGACGAGGUGGUCACGUCCACACCCCACACCCCGCCGUGCAAGGAGUGUGAGCGCGUGCGAGUGGAGGUGCUGUCGGUGAGGCUGGACCCGGCGUCCCGCGUGGCGCUGGACCCGGCUGUGCGCCGCCUCUUUGUGGAGUACCGCUUCCUGGGGCUCCCCGCCGAGGAGACGGAGACCCCCUACAGCCUGCCCAAACCCCCGCCCGGCACCGACAUACACUUCAACUUCAGCAAGGAGGUGCGUGUGGACCGGGAGCACAACAGCCUGAGGCGAGACUUCCUGGCGAGUAUGCUGCUCCAGGGAGACCCCAGCGGUGGGAAGAUCGCGUUCACGCUGGUGAGCGAGCCGGGCGACGGUGCCGACGAGGUGGAGGAGGGCGACUGCGAGGAUGUGGGCGUGGCGACGGUGGACGUACGGCGCAUCCUGCGGACGCAGCGCGACCUCGUGGAGCAAGACGUCACCAUCGUGGAGGCGGGCCAGGCCGUGGGCUCCAUGCGUCUCACCCUGGAGGCCCUCGCCGCCCUCCAGGACGUCCACCGCGAGCUGCAGGAGGCAGCAGCAGCAGCAGCCCCCACCGGGCCGGGAGAGGCCACGGGGGGGGAGACGCAGCAGGGGGGUGGCAAGAAGCGGCCGCGUGGUGGAGGAGCUGCUGGAGCAGUAGCGGUGGUGGUGGUGGUGGUAGGGGUGGUGGUAGGGGUGGUGGUGGUGGUGGUGCGUGAACACAAAGCAGACCUUAAACACGGUAGGACCAACACCUCGGCCGUGGCA
Molecule: messenger RNA, 4718 nt
Organism: Petromyzon marinus (sea lamprey)
Lineage: Eukaryota; Metazoa; Chordata; Hyperoartia; Petromyzontiformes; Petromyzontidae
Source: RefSeq, a predicted model, not a curated record